Lathyrus sativus (Indian pea) is the source of this 3234-nucleotide messenger RNA. The record is from the annotation of a GenBank genome assembly. NCBI's taxonomy places the organism in Eukaryota, Viridiplantae, Streptophyta, Magnoliopsida, Fabales, Fabaceae.
AUGAGAACUAUUUUACUUUCAUUCCUUAUUUCCUACUACUUCAUAUAUCUCACUCUUGUUGUCUCUGCCAAAUGUCUUCAACAUCAACAAUCUCUGUUGCUUCAGUUAAAAAACAAUCUCACAUUUCCUCCUCAAUUUUCCACCAAACUUAAAUUGUGGAAUGAAAACACUCCUUGCUGUAAUUGGAGUGGCGUAACUUGUGACCAUGAGGGACAUGUCAUUGGCCUUGAUCUAUGUGGAGAAGAAAUCUAUGGUGGAAUUGACAAUUCAAGUAGUCUUUUCACUCUCCAACAUCUUCAGAAAUUGAAUUUGGCUCACAACGAUUUCGAUUCUUCCAUUCCAUCCGGAUUCGGCAAGUUGGUGAUGUUGAAAUAUCUGAAUUUGUCAUAUUCUUACAAUGUGGGAAAUAUUCCUAUGGAGAUUUCAAAGCUUACAAGGUUAGUUACUCUUGACCUCUCUUCUGAUGAUAGUUUUUCACAAGAGCAAAGACGGACAAUUUAUAACCGAAAUCUACAAACAUUUCUCCAAAAUCUAACCAGUCUAAGGCAACUGUAUCUAAAUAAUAUAAAUAUAUCAGGUAUGGGAAAGGAAUGGGGAAAUGCUUUGUUGCCGUUGCAUGACCUACGAGAGUUGAGUAUGUCUUACUGUGACCUAUCAGGACCCCUUGAUUCUUCCCUCACAAAACUAGUGAACCUAUCCAUCCUUAUUCUUAAAGGAAACAAUUUUUCAUCCUCGGUUCCUGAAACAUUUGCCAAUUUGAAAAAUCUAACCAUCCUGAGUCUUUCUGAUUGUGGAUUGACCGAUAAAUUUCCACAAAAGAUCUUUCGAAUUGAAACGCUUUCAGAUAUUGAUUUGUCAUUCAACUACGAUCUCCAUGGGCUGUUUCCAGACUACUCGAUGAAGAAAUCUCUUCAUAGCAUUAUUUUGACAAACACACAAUUCUCUGGAACAAUUCCACACACUAUUAGCAACAUGAGACUCUUAUCUCAUUUGGAUCUUUCUUAUUGUCAUUUUAAUGGAACACUUCCCAAUUCAUUGUCAAACCUCACACACCUUAUCUACCUUGACCUUUCUUAUAAUUAUUUAAGUGAUCAAAUUCCAUAUUCAUUGUCAAACCUCACACAACUUACCUUCCUCGACCUUUCAAAUAAUAAUUUAAGUGGUCAAAUUCCAUAUUCAUUGUCAAACCUCACACAACUUACCUUCCUCUACCUUUCUGAUAAUAAUUUAAGUGGUCAAAUUCCAUAUUCACUGUCAAACCUCACACACCUUACCGGCCUCGACCUUUCUUAUAAUAAUCUAAGCGGUCGAAUUCCUUCAUUCCUUUUUACACUCCCAGCAAUGAAGGAGAUUAUGCUAUCUUCCAACAAAUUUAUUCAAUUUGACAAAUUCAUAAAUGUGUCAUCCUCUGUGUUGGAAGUCCUUUAUGCUCAUAGCAACAAUCUUGUGGGGCCUUUUCCAACACCUAUCUUUAAAAUUCAUUCUCUGUCUUUCCUUGAUCUUUCAUUUAACAUGUUUAAUGGGUCACUGCAGCUAGAUAAAAUUUUGAAGCUUAGAAAUUUAACUGAUCUAAACCUUUCUCACAAUAACAUAUCAAUCGAUGUGAAUGUCUCAAAUGUUGAUUUUUCUUCAAUUCCCAAAUUUAAAUAUCUAAGUCUGGCAACUUGCAACCUGAAAUUUUUUCCCAAUUUCUUGAUAAAUCAAUCAACAUUGACCAAUCUAGACCUUUCAAAUAACCAAAUUGAAGGAGAAAUACCAAACUGGAUUUGGAAUCUACAAGAUCUUCAAUUAUUUAACCUUUCUCACAAUUUUCUCUCUAAUUUGGAAGGACCAUUUCAAAAUCUUACUUCCAAACUGGAAACUCUAGACCUUCAUAACAACAAACUCCAGGGAUCAAUACCUGCUUUUCCCCAUUGUGCUUAUACUUUGGACUACUCUAACAAUAAUUUUUCUAUUAUUCCACAAGAUAUCGGUAAUUACCUAUUAUGCACAAAUUUUCUCUCUUUUUCCAAAAAUAAUUUACAAGGAAGUAUCCCUGUUUCCUUAUGCAAUGCUUCACAACUUCAAGUGCUUGAUAUUUCCUUCAACAACUUUUCUGGAACAAUUCCUCCAUGUUUAAUCACAAUGACCAACACCCUUGAAGUAUUAAACAUAAAAGCGAACAAUCUCAGUGGCCCCAUAACAGAUGUGUUUCCAAAUUAUUGUGCUGUAACACGGUUGAACUUCCAUGGAAAUCAAUUACAAGGGCCAAUUCCUAUGUCUUUAUCCCACUGCUCAUCAUUGGAGUUAUUGGACAUUGGAUCAAAUCAAAUUGUUGAUCAUUUUCCAUGCUUCUUAAAUAACAUACCAGCACUUAGUGUCUUGGUUUUGAGGAAUAAUCGUUUUCAUGGUUCUAUGGAAUGUUCAGAAAAUAAACCUUGGAAAUCGAUUCAAAUUGUGGACAUUGCUUUCAACAACUUCAAUGGAAAAUUACUCAAAAAGUAUUUUACAACUUGGGAAAGAAUGAUGUAUGAUGAAGAUGUUGCACGUGAAAUCGGAUACAUGACGUUACCAAACUACCAAUAUUAUCAUGAUAGUUUGACAGUUACAUGGAAAGGCCAACAACAGGAUUUGGUUAAAAUUUUAACAAUUUUCAAAGCCAUUGAUUUCUCAUCCAAUUUUUUUGAAGGUCCAAUACCUGAGUCGUUGAUGGACUUGAAAGCACUUUAUAUUUUGAAUUUUUCAAACAAUGGUCUCACAGGUGAGAUCCCAUCUGCGAUAGGGAACAUGAAACAGUUAGAGUCCUUGGACUUUUCAAAUAACUCCUUGGUUGGUGAAAUCCCAGUGCAACUAGCAAGUUUAUCAUUUCUUUCUUAUUUGAACCUUUCUUUCAAUCAUUUGAUGGGGAAGAUCCCAACAGGUACUCAACUUCAAACAUUUUCAGCUUCUUCCUUUGAAGGAAAUCAUGGACUAUAUGGUCCUCCAUUGAAUGAAACACCAGAAGAUAAAAUGAAGGACUUGCAUCCACAAGCAGCAUGUGAAAAACUAGUUUGUUCAAUAGACUGGAACUUUUUAAGUGUUGAAUUGGGAUUUGUUUUUGGACUUGGAAUUAUCAUAUGUCCUAUCAUGUUUUGGAAGAAAUGGAGAGUACGUUAUUGGAAAUCCGCGGACAAAAUUCUCUGCAGGAUUUUUCCAUGGAUGCAUCUUGAAUAUGCAACUGACAGAGGAAAAACAUACACUGUUUUAAGGUGGUAG